AUGGCACAACUAAACAUUGAUACAGAACUUCUAAUUAGUGAAGUAGAGGCCAGAAAAAAUCUCUGGCACGCUGGUGAUGAAUUAUAUAAAGAUCGUGACAUCAGAAUCAAAAGUUGGAAAGAAAUCACAAGUAAUAUAAUAAAAAAUUAUAACGAAAUGUCUGAUUUCGACCAGAAAAAAGCAGUUGAAAAAGUGCAACAACGGUGGAAAACUGCAAGAGAUGCAAAAAUGCGAUCAAUUUCAAAAAACAAAAAUAUGAAGUCUGGAUCCGCUGCAAAAAACUUAAAACACUAUAUUUACGAUCGUCAACUUCAGUUUUUAGAAACAGUUGCUGAACCCAAUACAAGUCAAUCAAGUCUUGAUGAAAUUGACGUUGUCCAAGCCGAAGUUGAGGAAGACGAUCAAAAUACUAAAAUUGUAGAGGAUCAGGAUGAUAGCAUAGAAUUACCUGCAGAAACUGAAAAAUGGAAAAGGAAGAGAAAUACUGGGAGUACAACUGGGAGUAAAAUUAAUAAAAAAGCACUUGAAACUGGCAAUGUGACUCCAAUUUUAAUUAACAUAUAA
Messenger RNA from Metopolophium dirhodum (rose-grain aphid), 564 nucleotides. RefSeq lists its product as uncharacterized. The record is from RefSeq and is a predicted model, not a curated record. The transcript has 4 exons. NCBI's taxonomy places the organism in Eukaryota, Metazoa, Arthropoda, Insecta, Hemiptera, Aphididae. Gene Ontology annotation, biological process: regulation of transcription by RNA polymerase II. Bases 1 to 564 code for a protein of 187 amino acids. Gene Ontology annotation, cellular component: transcription regulator complex; nucleus.